CAAUCGUCACAGAGUAAAUAAAAAAACGUCAUUUUCAUCCAACCCAACAAAAUGAACAAAAUUUUCGUAAUUCGUUUUGUGAAGUGAAGAGAAUUUACUGUUAUAUUUUGUGUGGCUUUCGUGCAGCAAUACAUAAACAUUGAAGCAUAGUUUUGUUCCAACUUUUUGUGGGGGCCGAUAUUGCAAACAUGAUUCGUUAUUCAAUUUUAUUGUUAGUGAUCAACACAUACGGCCGAGGUCUAGGAAAUCCUGUUGAUACUUUGAAUGGUCACUUGGAGAGCUUGGCAAAUACCUGUGCGAGUCCAUUACUGGCUAAAGGAAUCAAGGAGCAACAGGCGAAUUGUAAAGUUUUUAUUGGAGAACCGAUUGAGAAACGGGUUCAAUGUCUCCUGUUUUACGACAUCAACAAACAGCUGUGCGCAGCAGUGACUUCCUCUAAACUUACCGUUACUGACGACAGCUACAAAGCCCAGAUGAGCCAAACGUUAGAUGUUACUACACUCUGUAACACAGCCAAGACUUGGGAAUUAAAGAACUACUCAGAAAUCCCAGAAUAUCACCCAGAAAUCCUAAAAAAUCAAGCUGCAUGUUUAAGGGUAUGUAGUGGGCAGGACCUUUUGAGUGUAGAUGCCAACUUCUACUGUAAAUAUUUUAACUGGGGCUAUGAAUUAUUGAAGACCCCUCCAAUAGCAACUUCAGGUGUAGAUCUCAGUGGUAGUACAACUAUUCAUGUUGUAAAUAACAGCACUAAGGUUGAAACUCCUGCUAAGCCCACUGAUGCUCAACAAGUUAGCAAAGGUGAUGAAGCCCAAGAUGCACCAAUUCUUGCAGCAGAGAAUCCACCACCAUCAGCUGAUUCAGUGAAAACUGUCUCAGAACCUGGAACUCGUGAAGAUGCUAAACUCACAGAGGUUACAGCAAAGCCGCCUAUUGUUACCAGUAUUAAAGAUAAGACAAAGGAAGAUAAAGUUGAAGUAGUUGCUCCUAAAACCGAAGCAGUAGAGAAACCGGUAGUAGUUGCUGAAACAGUUGAAGACAAUAAAUUAGUGCCUGUUGAAGAGGAACCCCCUAAGAAGGAGGAUGAGGCUAAGAAGCCCAGUGGCUUGGCUGAUGCCGCAGCCCCCGUUGUUGAGGACACUAAACCCAAAGCAGCUGCACCAGCUAAUGAGGAAUCUCUUGACGAUGCAGAUGAUGUUGAUUCUGAAGAGGGAAAGGAAAGUCUUCUAGACCUCAAUGGUGAUGAUGGAGAUGAUCCAGAUGUCGGUGAUUUUGCCCAGAAACCGUACGAAGGCAAACUCACUCACAAGAAAACUAUCACGGCUAUAUCUUCUGCAAAUUCUGAUGCAGCUGAAAGAGAAAUGUUCCAAAGCAUGGACGCGUACGCUGACGGAGAUGACAACUUCUUCCCGUUCUUCCUGACGUGCAUCAUCGUCGUGGUCGUGCUCUACGUGCUGUACCACAACAAGAACAAAGUCACUAAAGUGGUCCUAGGUCUGAUAGUGGAAGGCCGGCAGCCGGGGCGCCGCCGGAACAGCCGCGGCCACGCCUACCGCCGCCUGGACACUCUGGAGCAGGCCAUGAGCUCCAACACCGCCACCGCUCCCAGCAGAAUCAUAUACUAAACAUACACCAUUAUAUACUUAGCGUCAAUUCACACGUACCACAACCACACCACGUCGCAGCGACAUAAUGUGGUCAAGCUGUGGUUACAUGUGAAUAGUGUGGCAGCGGCUAUUUGCAGUUGCGUUAUGGCAGCGACAAAAUGUCGAUGUGGUUGUGUUGUCGCUGUCGUUGCGAUGCCUGCCUUAAGCUCAAAAUUAAUUGUACAUAGUGCAGGUUUCUGGAGACGGCUGAGUGCAGUCUUUUGUGUAAAGAUGACUGGUUGUCACUCGAAUAAGAGGUGAAAAUUGAUUGUGUUUGGUACGGGGCAAGUAUUAAGUUGGUUAACUUUUAAGGGGGCUAUGAAAGAUAUUCGAUUGGUAUUGCCACUCUAUUUUAUGAGUUAAAUUAACCAGAAAUU
Plutella xylostella (diamondback moth) is the source of this 2020-nucleotide messenger RNA. RefSeq lists its product as uncharacterized. NCBI's taxonomy places the organism in Eukaryota, Metazoa, Arthropoda, Insecta, Lepidoptera, Plutellidae. The record is from RefSeq and is a predicted model, not a curated record.